Xiphophorus maculatus (southern platyfish) is the source of this 2142-nucleotide messenger RNA. It is a transcript of the gene cyp24a1, whose product is annotated as 1,25-dihydroxyvitamin D(3) 24-hydroxylase, mitochondrial. Gene Ontology annotation, cellular component: mitochondrial inner membrane. Gene Ontology annotation, molecular function: monooxygenase activity; heme binding; iron ion binding. The transcript is spliced from 12 exons. Gene Ontology annotation, biological process: C21-steroid hormone biosynthetic process; cellular response to peptide hormone stimulus; glucocorticoid biosynthetic process. The coding region runs from base 176 to 1717 and encodes 513 amino acids. Lineage: Eukaryota; Metazoa; Chordata; Actinopteri; Cyprinodontiformes; Poeciliidae. The record is from RefSeq and is a predicted model, not a curated record.
CUCGACAGCCACACCAUGGAGGACCUGUCCCUGAUUGGUUCGGUGCGCGGCCGGAAUAAACACUCUCAGAGUAUAUAUAUUGCUGCAAGGUGUGACACUUCUAAGAAAAAGAGCGCUCCCUCUCAGAAAGCUUGCGGCAGAGAAACGGCAGUUUGCCAUCAGCCAAAGAUUCAGGAUGAGGGCGCAGAUCCAAAAAGUUCCUCAGAUUGUUGAGCUGCUGAGGAAGAAGUCUGUGGGGCUGCAGCACUUCAAGCCCACAUCCUCCGUGUGCGUCCUGGAAGAGAAGGAUGCUGUGGAGGCUGCGCGGUGCCCACACGCUGCCUUGAAGGCGCAGAGUUUGGACGCGAUCCCGGGACCAACCAACUGGCCCCUGGUCGGCAGUCUGGUGGAACUCCUUCUAAAAGGAGGCCUGAUCAGACAACAUGAAGCUCUGAUUGAUUAUCAUAAGAAAUUCGGGAAGAUCUUCCGGACGAAGCUGGGAUCCUUUGAGUCGGUGCACAUUGGCGCUCCUUGCUUGUUGGAGGCGCUCUACAGAAAGGAGAGUAAUUACCCCCAGAGGCUGGAGAUCAAACCCUGGAAAGCAUACAGAGACCUGAGAAACGAAGCGUACGGACUCCUCAUUCUGGAGGGGAAAGACUGGCAGAGAGUCAGGAGCGCGUUUCAGCAGAAACUCAUGAAGCCGACAGAGGUGGUGAAGCUUGAUGGCAAAAUAAAUCAGGUGCUGAUGGACUUCGUUGACAGGAUUGGAAAAGUAAGCAACAACGGGAAGAUUGAAGACUUGUACUUCGAACUGAACAAAUGGUCGUUUGAGACAAUCUGUCUCAUCCUGUACGACAACCGAUUUGGUCUUCUGCAGGAGGAAGUCAACGAGGAAGCCAUGAACUUCAUCACAGCUGUGAAAACAAUGAUGAGAACAUUUGGUAGGAUGAUGAUCACACCUGUGGAGCUCCACCAGAAGCUCAACACCAAAACGUGGCAGGACCACACCGCGGCAUGGGACUGUAUUUUCAGCACAGCCAAAGUCUACAUUGACAAGAGACUGGAGAGGAAUGCCAACAGAGAUCCGGAUGAUUUAAUCGAUGACAUCCUGCAGCAAAGCCGCCUCUCCAAGAAGGAGCUGUAUGCCUCCAUCACCGAACUGCAGAUUGGAGGAGUCGAAACAACCGCCAACAGCAUGCUGUGGGUUAUUUUCAACCUGUCACGUAACCCUGCUGCUCAGAAGAGGCUGCUGCAGGAGAUCAGAGAUGUGGUGCCUCCAGACCAAGACCCCUGUGGAGAGCACAUCAAGAGCAUGCCCUACCUCAAGGCCUGCUUGAAGGAGUCUAUGAGGUUGUCGCCAUCUGUUCCGUUCACCAGUCGGACCCUGGACAAAAACACUGUGUUGGGAGAUUAUGCCAUUCCCAAAGGAACAGUGUUAAUGAUUAACUGCCAUGCAUUGGGAUCAAAUGAGGAAUAUUUUGAUGAUGGAAAGCAGUUCAAGCCUGAGCGCUGGCUGCGGGAGAACAGCACCAUCAACCCCUUCGCUCAUGUUCCUUUCGGUAUCGGGAAGAGGAUGUGCAUCGGUCGACGGCUGGCGGAGCUGCAGCUGCAGCUGGCCAUGUGCUGGUUGGUCAGAGACUACGAGAUCGUGGCAACAGACAAUGAGCCUGUUGAUGUGAUUCAUUCUGGACUUUUGGUUCCUAACAGAGAACUGCCAGUAGCCUUUGUCAGGAGAUAAGGCCUUAUGCUCUUCUCCCCUGGACGUAACAAAAGAAAUAUUUUACUCCUGAUGGUCCAGUGACUCCCUGCAUUGCUGCUGUGUACAUAAAAACAGAAAUAUUUGUAAUUUUGUGCCAUAAAUACCUCAUACUUAUUUAAAACUAAUAUGUAAACCUGUUAAAGACAUAAAGAGCAGUUGUUAAUUUACAGACUGAAUAUUGUAUCAAGGCAGCUGUCCUGAAAUGUCUGACAUUUAGAUACUGAUUACUUUAUACUAUUCCCUGUUUUUAACUUUAUAUAUAAAUAUAUAUGUAUGUAUAUAAGUGCCAUCCCUAAUGCGUAUUUUUAUAUAUAUAUAUAUAUAUAUCAUUGUAGGUAUGCUUCUCCUAUAUUUCUGUACAUUGUAAAUAUUUCAUUCAUCUAAAUAAAUCAAUUUUAAAAAUA